Molecule: messenger RNA, 525 nt
Organism: Tetrahymena thermophila SB210
Lineage: Eukaryota; Ciliophora; Oligohymenophorea; Hymenostomatida; Tetrahymenidae
Product: transmembrane protein, putative
Exons: 1
Source: RefSeq, a predicted model, not a curated record
UAUUAUGAGUCAUAUUUGAUAAAUUUUAAUUAAUUGUAAAAGCUGAUUGAUUAAUAUUUUUGAAUGAAAUUAAUAAAGAAUAUUACAAAAGCAAACCUCACUUUAAAUAUAGAGCCAUUUGAAUUUUUAAAAUUUUAUAAAUGUUAAAUAAAUAAAAAUAAAUAAAUAAAAUCAACAUAAAAAAAAAUGAAAUUCAUCUCUGUUUGCUUGCUUGCUUUAGUUGCCUUAAGUUUUGUAUAUGCUGAUGAUAUCGAAAAGAUGAAAUGUUUGGGUCAAGUUCCUAAACCUUGUGGUGAUGGUUCAGAUUCUGCCUGUUUAACUGCUUACAACACUGAUGGAAACUGUGUUAAUAGAGAUUGUGCUGCUAAACUCAUCGACUUGAACGACUAUGCCACUUGCAUCAAGAAAUGCAAAUCUAAUAACGAUAAAGUUUAAAAAUGGAUUGAUGCUAAUGUUAGUUGUGUUGGAAGUGGUUUAUUAAGCUUUGCUGCUUUAAUGAUUGCCUUAUUUGCUUUCAUGUUCUGA